Molecule: messenger RNA, 3107 nt
Organism: Symphalangus syndactylus (siamang)
Lineage: Eukaryota; Metazoa; Chordata; Mammalia; Primates; Hylobatidae
Gene: RBM48
Product: RNA binding motif protein 48
Cellular component (GO): nucleoplasm
Molecular function (GO): nucleic acid binding
Source: RefSeq, a predicted model, not a curated record
CAUCGCGCCUCUCCGCCGAGCCGCUCGGGGGCGGCACCUCGUUCAUGAAGUCUUCGCACGCAGGAAAUGAUGGCCGACGCUGUCGAUUCUCCAGCCAAUCCUGGCACUCCUUAACUCAUCCCUCUCUCUUAUUGGAUAAAAGGGAGCUCAGCAGGGCGGAUGUUGUCCUCCCUGCGAAGAUCAAAGUAGGCAAGAUGGCGUCGAGCGGCGGGGAGCUAGGGAAUUUAUUUGAUCACCACGUCCAGAGGGCGGUAUGCGACACGCGGGCCAAAUAUCGGGAGGGGCGACGGCCUCGUGCUGUCAAGGUAUAUACAAUCAAUUUGGAAUCUCAGUACUUAUUAAUACAAGGAGUUCCUGCUGUGGGAGUCAUGAAGGAAUUAGUUGAGCGAUUCGCUUUAUAUGGUGCAAUUGAACAGUACAAUGCUCUAGAUGAAUACCCGGCAGAAGACUUUACUGAAGUUUAUCUUAUUAAAUUUAUGAACUUACAAAGUGCAAGGACAGCCAAGAGAAAAAUGGAUGAACAGAGUUUCUUCGGUGGAUUGCUUCAUGUGUGCUAUGCUCCAGAAUUUGAAACAGUUGAAGAAACUAGAAAAAAACUACAAGUGAGGAAGGCAUAUGUAGUAAAAACUACUGAAAAUAAAGACCAUUACGUGACAAAGAAGAAAUUGGUUACAGAGCAUAAAGACACAGAGGAUUUUAGACAAGACUUCCACUCAGAGAUGUCUGGAUUUUGUAAAGCUGCUCUGAACACUUCUGCAGGGAACUCAAAUCCUUAUCUUCCAUAUUCCUGUGAAUUGCCUUUAUGUUAUUUCUCCUCAAAAUGUAUGUGUUCAUCCGGGGGACCUGUAGACAGAGCAUCAGACUCCUCUAAGGAUGGUAGAAACCAUCAUAAAACAAUGGGGCAUUAUAACCACAAUGACUCUUUGCAGAAAACACAGAUAAACUCUUUCAAAAACUCAGUGGCCUGCCCUGGUGCACAAAAGGCUAUUACAUCUUCAGAGGCAGUUGACAGAUUUAUGCCUAGGACAACACAACUGCAGGAGCGCAAAAGAAGAAGAGAAGAUGAUCGUAAACUUGGAACUUUUCUUCAAACAAACCCAAGAGGUAAUGAGGUUAUGAUUGGACCUCUGUUACCAGAUAUCUCUAAAGUGGAUAUGCACGAUGACUCACUGAAUACAACAGCGAAUUUAAUUCGGCAUAAACUUAAAGAGGAAAUUGAGGAUUAUACUGCUUCCUGCUCAUUUCUCCAAACAUUUUCAUCCCCCCAAAUCUAUCAAACAUUAUCAGUGUUUCAAGAAUGCAAAACCAGGAUAUCUAUCUGAAUCCGUAAUAUAACAAGUGUCUUUAGAUCUAUAAAGGAAUGUUAAAGUAGAGCAUAUGUUCACUUUUCUUCCUCCAAAUUUUUUUCUUUUUAAAUAGCUUUAGAAAUUUUACUGUCAUCAGUGUUCGAACGGAAAACUUCAGUCUGUGCCUAGGUCAUAGGCUGUACCUUGAACUCAGGCCAACUCUGCCUCAAAAGUGACAUCAAGGAUUGAACUAUUGGAUGUAGUCUUACCUCUUCUAAUAGCUUAUUUACUCCUGUGCUAUAGAAACUAAGUUUUAAUAGUUCUUUUUUUUUUUUUUUUAAUUAGGUAAUUUCAUCUGUGCCAAAGCCUCCAGAGGACAAGCCGGAAGAUGUACAUACAACUCAUCCAUUAAAACAAAGAAGAAGAAUAUAGAGUGCCAGCAGCAAAUUAGUAUUUUCUAAAAAGAACAUUUAUUAUUUAUUUUUAGCCUGACAUUUUAAUUCUUCCAAGAGAUUUUACUGCUGGUAUUUUUUAAUGCACUCCUCUUUGUAAUUUCAUUCAAGCUAUUUGUCUAAAGUCAUUUCUUUGUUUUUUUGGAGAUAGAGUCUUGCUCUGUUGCCCAGGCUGGAAUGCAGUGGCGUGAUCUCAGCUCACUGCAACCUCUGCCUCCCGGGUUCAAGCGAUUCUCCUGCCUCAGCCUCCUGAGUAGCUGGGAUUACGGGCGUGCACCACCACGCCCAGCUAAGUUUUGUGUUUUUUUAGUAGAGAUGAGGUUUCACCAUAUUGGUCAGGCUGGUCUCAAACUCCUGACCUCGUGAUACGCCUGCUUCAGCCUCCCAAAGUGCUGGGAUUACAGGCAUGAGCCACCGUGCCUGGCCCAUUUCUUCUUUUUUUGACCCAUACUUAAUGUUGCAGAAACUAUUCUUGUCAUAACAUUACUUCUCAUGUACAGUAAUUAUAUGUAAAUUAAUUGAAGCAAAUAUGGAAACUUUACAAUAGAAAUAAAGAUAGGCAGCCAGCAUCUGUUUCCAAUUAUAAUACAAGUAUUGAAUGAGCCAUUGAAACGCUAGAAUUCAGGAUGUUUCCGAAUGCCAGGGUUUCAAAAUCAAGACAAUUCUAUGAAGUAGAAAGUAGAUUAACUGUUAGAACAAAGCUGAAAUUAGAAUCUUAUAUGCUUUAAUUAACCUUUAAGAAGAAUUUGCUUGACCUGUGGCAAUCCAAAAAUAAAUCAGUAUUUAUAAAUUCUAGACUUCUGUUACUACUUAUGGCAUAUCCACACUUUUUUCUGUCAGUGGAUCACUGAAUUGGAAAUUUCAGUACACCUAGGCUGUCUCUAUUUUCUUUUUCUUUUUUUAUUUUUAGUAGAGACAGGGUCUCACUGUGUUGCCCAGGCAGGUAUUGAACUCCUGGGCUCAAGUGAUCCACCCACCUCGGCCUCCCAAAGUACUAGGAUUACAGGUAUGACCCACUGUGCCUGGCCAUUUUCUUUACUGAUAAAAAUAACUUGGCCGGGCGCGGUGGCUCACGCUUGUAAUCCCUGCACUUUGGGAGGCCGAGGCGGGCGGAUCACGGGGUCAGGAGAUCGAGACCACGGUGAAACCCCGUCUCUACCAAAAAUACAAAAAAUUAGCCGGGCGUGGUGGCGGGCACCUGUAGUCCCAGCUACUCGGAGAGGCUGAGGCAGGAGAAUGGCGUGAACCCGGGAGGCGGAGCUUGCAGUGAGCCGAGAUCGCGCCACUGCACUCCAGCCUGGGUGACAGAGCAAGACUCCGUCUCAAAAAAAAAAAAAAAAAUAAAAUAAAAAUAACUUGAGAAGGUCCA